Oncorhynchus nerka (sockeye salmon) is the source of this 2269-nucleotide messenger RNA. Its product is annotated as receptor-type tyrosine-protein phosphatase beta-like. The record is from RefSeq and is a predicted model, not a curated record. NCBI's taxonomy places the organism in Eukaryota, Metazoa, Chordata, Actinopteri, Salmoniformes, Salmonidae. Gene Ontology annotation, cellular component: signaling receptor complex. The annotation marks the transcript as partial. The transcript is spliced from 17 exons. Gene Ontology annotation, biological process: angiogenesis; peptidyl-tyrosine dephosphorylation involved in inactivation of protein kinase activity. Gene Ontology annotation, molecular function: cadherin binding; protein tyrosine phosphatase activity.
CCUGUUUCUGUCUGUGUUUUCCCCCUCAGCCCCAGAGCCUCCCUCCAUGGUAUCCUUCAGGGACAUCAGUGGUAACAGCUCUGUAGAACUGACCUGGGAUGGUCCCGCCUCUGGUGACUACGACACCUUUGACCUCCAAUGGGCUCCCAGAGAUUCCCUGUCAAUCACAGCGCCUCAGCCAACCAGCCGCAUCCUGGAUGGGAUGUUCCCGGGACGACUGUACAACUUCACCAUCCGCACUGUCAGUGGGGGAGGAGUCAAGGGCGGGCCUAUCGCCAACAGCCAGCCAAUCCAGAGGAGCCUCAGAACAAACCCAUCCAGACUGCGGAACAUGCAUUGUUUCCCCCAGAGUUCCUCAUCCAUCUCCUGUUCCUGGACCUUCCCUGACUCCCACUGGGACUCCUAUACUGUGGAGGUGCGUCAGCAGGACAGCUGGGAGCUGGUGUACGCCCUGCGCCUGGCCCGGGAUAGUACCUUACUCAGCCUGGAGAACCUACAGCCUUACAGGAGAUACAACGUGGCUGUCAGAGUGGCCUCAGCUGGACUCAGCAGCCCCGCCGUGGAGGAGAACGUGGUCACCAUGAUCGACCGCCCGCCCCCUACCACAAUACGGGUCAAUGAGAGGGCGGUACGCAUCACCCCCUCCACCAUUUUGUUCAAGUUCAACUGCAGCUGGUUCAGCGACGUCAACGGAGCCGUCAGGUUCUUCACUGUCAUCGUGGCUGAGUCCACUGACAAUGAAGUCCUGCAGACAGAGCAGCUCCACCCUCUACCUUCCUUCCAGGACUACAGAACCAACAGCUCCGUGCGGGCCUACCAGACAGGCUACUUUCCCAGUGGCUGUGCCCAGGAACAGGGAAUGGGAGCUGGGCAUGUGUUUGAGGUCAACCUGGGGGCGGGGCUGGAUCGCCUGGGAGGGCCUUGUGAUUCAGAGGAGGAUGAUGAUAACGAUCACGGCAGUGAUCUCUACCACUUCUGUGAUGGGCCUCUCAAGCCUAAGACGGCCUACAGAAUCAGUGUCCGUGCCUUCACUCAGCUGUUUGACGAAGACCACAGAGAGUUCCCCCAACCUCUCUACAGGGACACCUUCCUGUCUCCACCCAUCAGGACACAAGCAGAGCCCCUCAGCGGAGUCAUCGAGGGCAUCAGCGCCGGAAUGUUCCUCAUCGGAAUGUUGAUCGCCGUCAUCUCCCUCCUCGUCUACAGGCAGAGAAUCCGUAAAGUGGCAGUACAGGAGAGCCCAGUGGUACGGAUGAGCAUGUGGAAGCAGGGGCCUACAUCAGGGAUGUACGUUGGAGUCAGAAGCAACCGACGCAUCUCAAGCCCCGUCAAAGCAGCCCACUUUGAAUCCCACCUCACUAAGCUACAGGCAGACUCCAACUAUCUUCUGUCAGAAGAGUUUGAGGAUCUGAAGGAUGUGGGUCGUAACCAGCCUCUGGAUGCAGCCCGUCUACCAGAGAACAGGGGCAAGAACCGUUACAACAACAUCCUGCCCUAUGAUUCCACCAGAGUGAAGCUCUCCUACCUGGAGGAUGACCCCUGUUCUGACUUCAUCAAUGCCAGUUAUAUACCAGGGAACAACUUCCGCCGCGAGUACAUCGCCACCCAAGGCCCUCUCCCCGGAACCAAGGAUGACUUCUGGAGGAUGGUGUGGGAGCACAACGUAUACAACGUCGUCAUGGUGACGCAGUGUGUCGAGAAGGGACGGGAAGGUCGCCCCAGCUUCCCUCGGGUGGUGAGACACUUCCACUACACGGUGUGGCCAGACCACGGGGUCCCCGAGACCACCCAGUCCCUCAUCGAGUUCGUACGGACCGUCAGGGACUACAUCGACAGGGCCCCCAGCACUGGAGCCACCGUUGUUCACUGCAGUGCUGGAGUGGGUCGUACAGGGACGUUCGUGGUUCUGGACCGGGCCCUUCAACAGCUGGACAGCAUAGGAACAGUGGACGUCUACGGCUGUGUGUUUGACCUCCGACUGCACCGCUCUCACAUGGUGCAAACAGAGUACCAGUACUCCUUCCUCCACCAGUGUGUUCGAGAUGUCCUGAGAGCCAGGAAGCUCCGUAGUGAGCAGGAGAACCCUCUCUACCCCAUCUAUGAGAAUUUCAACCCAGACUACUACCGUGAUUUUGUGUACACGGGACGCUAACUAACGACAGUCUGGGUUCCUCUCCACACAACUGAGUGAGAAGGAAAACCAGGGAAGAAUCUGUUCAAUACCACCAGACAGCCAUUAUUCUGUCACAAAUAAAGCACUAUAGAGUGU